This is a messenger RNA of Corylus avellana, 671 nucleotides long. RefSeq lists its product as uncharacterized. Lineage: Eukaryota; Viridiplantae; Streptophyta; Magnoliopsida; Fagales; Betulaceae. The record is from RefSeq and is a predicted model, not a curated record.
CUAUUGCUCCAAUUUCCAAUUACCUUCCCAUUUUUCCAUCAAAAUCUUCUCUAUAUAUCCUCCAAACCUCAGCCCCUUCCAGGAAACCCACCUGAAGACUUACGAAAAUCUUUCCGUACCCUUAUAUAAACAAAGUGUUAGGCUGCUGCAGCACACUUCUGAGCUUUAUAUUAUAUUGCAGCAGCCAUGGAUGUAGUUGGUGUUAACCACGUGAGCAGCAAAAAGCAACCCAAAAGGAUCACUAAGAAGCCUAUCAAGGUGGUUUACAUAUCAACCCCCAUGAAGGUGAAGACCAGCGCCUCCAAGUUCCGAGAUCUCGUGCAGGAACUCACCGGCCAGGACUCCGACACGACGCGGUAUGUCGAGAUUAAUGGCACCGACGACAACGGAGACGCUAAUUGUCGUCACGACUUUCCUGAUCAACAAUUCAGGACUAUGUUUGAUGAGGCAUCUGGAUUUCCUUUGUCAAAUUCUUAUUGCAAUUUGCUGCAGCCAUAUUCAGAAUCUUCGUUCAAUCCAUCACAGAACAUGCUUAGAAGCUUCGAUCUCAUGUAAAAAUGUUGUAUAAGGUGCUUGUUUAGUUAAUUUUAAGUUGUGAGUUUGUACUUUUUUGUGUGUAAUAAGUCAUAAUUCUAUUUCGUUAGUAUUUAUCUAUGAUAGAGUUUAGAUUA